AAACAAUUGUUUAAAGAUUAUUCACAUCUUUUUUAAAAAAAGUUUGCAAAUAGUACAAAAUGUUCAUGAGUUAAAAAAUGUUUACAAUUUCAAAUAUGUUCACGAGUUUUAUAAAAUAUUCAUGAUUUCACGAAGAGAGUGAUAGUGUAUCUCGGUGAUGCAGCAAAAUGCAGUCAUAACCAUUAAAAAUUAUAUAAUUUUUUUGUUGCAAUUUCUAGUGUCAUCAAUACAAAUAAGGUCUGGAGUGGUAGUAUGCCGAACAUGACGGCCAUUAGCUAUAGAUGUGCCGCCUUGGCAAGACCAUGAGCUUCAAAGUUUGUCUCCCUCCCUUCAUGCACUGUCUUCGCUUCAGGAUAUUGACUCCACCUUUCUUGGAUCUCUCGAAUGAUCAGUGACGAUGCUCCUCUGUACUUCCCCUUGAGAUGACUAAUAGUGGCAGAACAAUCAGUAGCUACGUGCAUGCUUGGAAGAUUGAGAUCAGCAGCUAAAUAAAAUCCUUGGCAGCAAGCUAGAGUAGGGUGAUUUUAUUUCGGAGCACGACUGAUUGAUGCGCGUGAUCCGGCGCCCCAUCUGAGCAUUUUCCAAACCAACAAAUGGGGAUGGUUUAAAUGGCGCUCCUCGGUACCGGUCCAAAUACCUAACAAAUCUUUCCGCAAAAAAAAAAAACAAAUCAACCUGGAUGGCCCCAACAGACACGAGUUAAUCUCCAUCUCAAACCUUACCACGUACGUGCACCUGCUCCCGAUCGUAACCGCGUAUGAUGGCUGGCGCGGCCGAGGACUUCGCCGUGCGCGCCCGCGGCAUGGAGGGAUUAGGCGACGAUGGGGACGUGGCCCUUGGCUACCCGCUGAUCGACGACGUCGAGCGCGGGCAGAGGAAGCCGGCGGCCGUCGUCGGUUACCCGCUGCCGCCGGAGGGAACGGAUCCACGACCGUCGUCGGCGACGAGAAGACCACCACCCCGUGACAAGUGCACCUCCUGCAAGAUGUUCACCAAGGGUUUUCUGGUUACCCUGGGGACCGUGUUGAUCACCGAUUUUGUCCUGGGCGGCUUGAUUCUCAAGAAAGCACCGCAUCCCCUCUUGGUGUUGUUAUGCUCGCCCUUUUAUCCUUUUGUCUGUGCUGGGCUUAUCAUGCUGAUUGCCAACUGUGAAACGUCAGAAUCACACGUUCAGGACGGCUAGACAAAACAGAAAUAGCUUGGCUAGGUUAAGUUGAUGGGAGCCGCUAAACCUGUUCUUCAUUCUCUAGCUAGAUAUUCCAGGGGUGUUCUUUCUUGUUGGACUUUAUAGAAUUGUACUUUCUAUAAACAAGUGCAAGACAUUUUAAUGACCUAAAACGUCUUAUAUUUGUGUACAGAGAGAGUAUUUCUUUCAAAUUUUUCUGUAUGUGGUUUGUUUGAAUACAGUGUAACGAUAAUAUUUUUCUAUGGUUCGGCUAAAACUCAAUCAACUGAGAUUUAGCAAAGUCUCAAUCAUCCCGGUCGUCUUCGGAUACUUGUGCUUCAAGAUUCAUGUGUUUUUGUCUUUUGUGCAAGCUGGGACAUUUUUUUAAAGGGUUACCAAACACUUUAUUGAUCUACGUGAAUAGAAAGAGGGAUAUGCACUGGAUCGUGCGGGUUAAUGAGCCACAGGUGGCGACCCGAAUCAAGCGAGAGUGUGUUUGGCAAGAUUGUGAGCAUCAAC
Molecule: messenger RNA, 1684 nt
Organism: Aegilops tauschii subsp. strangulata
Lineage: Eukaryota; Viridiplantae; Streptophyta; Magnoliopsida; Poales; Poaceae
Source: RefSeq, a predicted model, not a curated record